AUGGCAGCCCUCCCGCUGUCGCUGCGACCCACCACCGUCGCGUCCCUGUCACCGCCUCCCGUGCUCGUCCCGCCCAUCAACUUUGCCCUCGUCGCGCCGGGCGUGUACCGCAGCGGCCACCCGAACCGGCGGAACUUUGGCUUUCUCGCGAGGCUGGGUCUCAAGACGGUCGUGUAUGUGGAGGAUGGAGACGAGUACCGUAAAGACGGCGCAGACUUUGUCGCGCAGCACGGUCUGACGCUGCACCGUUUCGACCUGAGUGACGAGGAGGCGCUGUUCACACCCUCGGGCCGCGCACGGCUGUACCAGGCCCUGGCGGUGCUCCUCGACACGCGCAACCACCCACUCCUCGUCCACGACGACACGGGCAAGGCGGCCGUCACGCUCGUGUGUGCGCUCGUGCGGUGUUUCCAGGCGUGGGCGCUCACGGCCGUGUAUGCUGAGGGAGACAUGUUCGCCGGUGCGGGGGGCAGCGAGGGUGGAGGCGUGGGCAACGCCGGGCGCGAGUUCAUUGCCAUGUUUGACCCCACGAGCGUGGUGCUGGACCGCGGGCAUGUGCCGCCGUGGGCGCGGGCGCGGGGGUUGUGA
This is a messenger RNA of Apiotrichum porosum, 588 nucleotides long. RefSeq lists its product as uncharacterized. Lineage: Eukaryota; Fungi; Basidiomycota; Tremellomycetes; Trichosporonales; Trichosporonaceae. The record is from RefSeq and is a predicted model, not a curated record. Gene Ontology annotation, cellular component: cytoplasm. The transcript has 3 exons. Gene Ontology annotation, molecular function: phosphatase activity; inositol diphosphate tetrakisphosphate diphosphatase activity. Bases 1 to 588 code for a protein of 195 amino acids.